Messenger RNA from Chaetura pelagica (chimney swift), 1496 nucleotides. RefSeq names its product cystine/glutamate transporter-like. Lineage: Eukaryota; Metazoa; Chordata; Aves; Apodiformes; Apodidae. Bases 1 to 1422 code for a protein of 473 amino acids. Gene Ontology annotation, biological process: amino acid transmembrane transport. The record is from RefSeq and is a predicted model, not a curated record. Gene Ontology annotation, cellular component: membrane. The transcript is spliced from 12 exons. Gene Ontology annotation, molecular function: L-amino acid transmembrane transporter activity.
AUGGGGAAAGACAAGAAAGAAGAAGCUGUCUUUCUGAGGAAGAAGAUCACUUUGCUGCGGGCUUUCUCGCUCCUCAUCGGCAGCAUGGUGGGCAGUGGCAUCUUUAUCUCCCCAAAGGGUGUACUGAAAAACUCCGGCACCGUGGGCUUCUCUCUGGUUGUCUGGUUUGCCUGUGGGCUCCUCUCAAUGUUUGGUGCCUUGUCUUAUGCAGAGCUUGGAACAAGAAUCACCAAGUCUGGAGGACAUUAUAUCUACAUUUUGGAGACACUUGGGCCUCUGCCAAGUUUCUUAUUCUUGUGGGCAGAAUUUUUUGCCAUCAGGCCUGCCAACAGUGCUGUGGUUUCCUUGGCAUUUGGACGCUACAUGUUGGAGCCAUUCUUUGCCCCCUGUGCAGCCCCAGUCCCUGCUGUGAAGCUCGUGUCUCUCCUGGGGUACUACAUGGUCCUCACCCUCAAUUCCUGGAGUGUCACCUGGAGCGCCCGCCUGCAGACAGCUCUCUCCAUCAUCAAACUCCUGGCUCUUGCACUCAUCAUCGUGCCAGGGAUGAUGCUGCUGGCCCAGGGCCACACUGAGAACUUCCAGGACGCUUUUGACAAACAGUCGCUGGUUUUGGAUAAGCUGCCCCUGGCUUUUUACGCAGGCAUGUUUGCAUAUUCAGGCUGGUUUCAAACCAGCUUUGUGCGUGAAGAGUUGGUCAGACCUGAACGAAAUAUUCCCCUGGCUGUCAUUGUGUCUGUGAUCACAGUAAUUGUGGGGUACAUGCUCACCAAUGUCUCCUAUUACACCGUCCUGGGAACACAAGAUGUUCUGGCUUCUCCUGCUGUGGCUGUGAGCUUUGUGCAGCGAGCCUUCAAAAGCCUGAUCUCUGUGGUCCCUGUCCUUGUUGCACUGUCCUGCUUUGGAACCAUGAAUGGAGGAAUCUUCACGUUUUCAAGGACUCUCUUUGUGGCUUCCCGGGAAGGACAGUGGCCUCCUCUCUUCUCCAUGAUCCACAUUCGAAGGCAUACACCCCUUCCUGCUGUCAUGUUAAUGUUCCCUUUGGUUACUGCCAUGGUGUGUAUCGGAGAUAUCUACCAUCUAUUGAACUUCUUCAGCUUUUCCCGGUGGCUCUUCAUAGGAUUGGCCACCCUUGGGCUCAUUGUCCAUCGCCACCGUCACCCGGAGCUUCACAGCCCCUUCAAGGUUCCCUUGUUCGUUCCUGUCUCUUUUACCAUCAUCUGCCUCUUCACAGUGGCAAUGUCUUUCUACUCAGACCCUGUGAAUAUUAGCAUUGGAUGCACCGUGGUUUUAAGUGGUUUUCCAGUCUACUACCUCAUAAUCCACAGGCAAAUGUCCAGUCGUUGCCGUAGCCCGUUCUAUUUUCUGACACACAAACUACAGUUACUGCUGGAAGUAGUCCAACAAGAGGUCAAGACUUACUGAGAAAACGCAUCUGAACUCACAGGAGAAGAGAAAACCUAUUUACUCCGUUUCUGAUACCUUUGAUCCUACUAUAA